Messenger RNA from Paramecium pentaurelia, 2883 nucleotides. The record is from the annotation of a GenBank genome assembly. NCBI's taxonomy places the organism in Eukaryota, Ciliophora, Oligohymenophorea, Peniculida, Parameciidae.
AUGGAUUUUUAGGUUAAACUGAAAUUGAGCAUUUUAAUAUUAUUUGUACCUGUUGGUUUUAUUGCUUUACUGCAAAUAAUAACUUUAAAUGUAAUAUUUAUCACAAACUUCUCUGAUUAAGCUAACCAAUUAUCAUUUGCAAUCUAUAAUGAAACAACUUAAACUACUCUUAGAUUCAGUCAUUAACUUGAAAUGAUAAAUUUAGGUAUCAAAGCUAAUGUUGCCUUUAUUCUAUAAGAUUUAAUGAUGUCUAAUUAAUAAUUAGAGUUCAGUAAUAAAUUGGACUAGAUUAAUGGGUUCUUACAUCCCUUAAUAAAAAGAGGCACUAUUGAAAACUUUAAAAUUAUAUGCAAAGAUUCAUAUGAAUACUCAAUGUAGCAAAUAGAUAGUCAAUAUGAAUUAUGGAAUUCAACUAAUUAGGUUUUCAUUGAUUUAUAUUAGCAUAACUUUCGAUUUAUUUUAAACUACAAUAAUAAUAAUCAUUGUAAUAUAUAAACAUUUUAAUCUAUUGUAAAGUUGAUUAAUUAAGCAUAUAGCAAUUAUGAAAUAUUGUAUAAUCAAUUAAACUAUUUCAUGAUUAAUGAAUAAUUUUAUUAAUUCAUUAAUAAUGAAUUCUAGCCUAUUGAAAUAAAUAAAUUAGAAGAUUAUUAUGGAAAAUUUAUAGAUGAAUUAAUAAUUAAAUAAGAUUUUGAUAAUUAUAACUGUUUAAUCAAAGAUACCUUAAUAUAGUAUUAUUAGCAAAAGUAUUUCAUAUAUGGUUGGUUCUAUUCAAUUUAAAAAUAAUACAUUAAAUGUUCAAAAUAACACAUAUCAAAAUUAUUAGCAAUAAAGAUUUUUGAUACUGUAAAAUUCAAAUAAUUAGCAGGUUCUUCUGAAAAUGAAACAAAUCAUAAUGUCUCAUUAAUUAUUGCUCAAUCUAUUGUGAGUUUAACCUUUUUAUUGUAUGUAUGGACAAUAUCUAUAAAGGUUGCCAAUUCUUUUUGUCUUCCUCUUUAAAAAUUGGCAAUAUAAUUAUAAAAUCCCUUAAAAUAUCCUUUUAAUUCAAUGCCACUUAAGUAAAAUGAAUAAAAUUGUAAAGAAAUUAAUCGUCUUUAAGAAAGUCUACAAAUUUAUCUGUAUUAUUAUUAGCUUCUAAAAUAAUAACAUUUCUAUUCUGAUCAAGAUUAAGGGUCACAUUAUUUAAUGACUUUAUCUUAGCUUAAUGAGUUGUAUAAAUAUCAUAAAAAUAAUUGGUAAGUUAGUGUUUGUGCUAAUAACAUUGCAUAAGUACAUUUCAAGAACAAGAGAUAUACUGAAGCACUCAGAUUUCAAGUAAAAUCUGUAAUAUUUGGAUUUGAAGAAUAUACAAGUAUAAAAUAAAUUGAAAAAAUAAGAAAAUAAUUACUAAAUAGUUAGAAAUCUAUAUUAAUGUAAUUAAAAAAGAAAUUAACACGAUUUGUCAUUAAUAAAUUAGCAGGAAGUACUUAUAUAUUGCAAUCUGAACACAUGAAUAGAAAUAGAUAUUAAUCAAUUAUGUUAUAAAAUUCAUAUAAAUAAUCAGAAAUUCAAUAAAUUUAAAUAACUGAUAGAUUGGCUUUAACUAAUUAGAAAAAGUAUGAAAACUCUUUGGAAAAGAUUAUUUAUCAAGAACAAUUAGAUAUGUAAUAAGAUAAAUAUAAGGAAGAAAAGAGAUUUUACAAAUUAACCAUAUUAUUUAGGAAGUAUACAUUUUGUAGGAUGUUAUAUAAAUUUUGCAUUAAAGAAUAGCCCAGUUUUUUAAAUGAAACUAUUUGUUCACUUAAUGAAUUAUAUGAGGAAAUCUCAAAUAAAAGCUAUUCUGAUAAUAGAUCAAUUAUAGGAAUGAAAAUAUAGUUAUUAAUUAUGAAGUUUUGUUGCUUUAAAAAAUUAAAUUUGAUAGAUAAGGCUCAAUCAGACUUAUAUUCAAUUAAAAUACUAUAUUCACAAUAUGUGAUAUCUGAGAAGUCUAAAUUAGUUUUAAAUGGAUUUGAUAUAUUUAAAUUGACAUCAAAAGAAAUCAUAUAAAAUGCUAUUAGAAAAUUGAAAAUAUGUUUAUUAAUGCAACAUAAAUAAUAUUAAUGUGCAAGUGAAAAAUGCAUAAAAAUUAUUAAAAGAAAUAGUUAGAAUAUUUAUAGAUUGAAUUCAUUUGCAUAUAAGACUCUAUAGAACAUUUUCUUAUAAUUGAAUCUUAAUUAGAGUGUAUUAUAAAAAUUGUAUCAAGAUAUAAAUUCAAGAAAAUUUAAGAUAUUCUUUUUAAUUGAUUAUUCAUCUAAAGUUUCUUUGGAAUAAAUAUAAGUAUCACAUUCUAUAUGUGCUUAUACAUUAUAAAAAUUAAAAAAUUUAAGAGAAGUAGGUUUAUAUAUAUUUAAUGAUUCUUUAUAUGAGAUGCUUCCAGCUUCAUAAUCUAUAAAAUAUAGGAAAUUCUUAUUGAAAUAAUUUGAGAGAUUCUAAAUUUUGAAAGGAGGUGAAUGUAAAAUUUAAGAAUGUCUUUACAAUUUAUUAAAAUAUAAAUUGAGUACUUAUUCUAAAUAAAAUGGUAAUGAUAUAAAACAAUCUUAUUAAUCUAUUACAAUUCCACGAAUAUCAUAAGAAUAUUAAGAAUUUACGGAUAUAAUGCAAAGUUAUGUUUGUAUUUUCUCUGAGUUUUCUACAAAUAUUAAUGAAGAUUUGUUGGAGAAGAUUUAAAAAUAUACUUAAAGAGAAGAUAUAAAUUUGGUUUUUUUUAAUAUAGCAAAUUCAAAUAUAAAUCAUGGGUAAGCCAAGUAUUUUGCUAAAUAGUUGAAUGCUUAUUAUGUUGAAAGUGAAGUAGAAACAAAGAGAUGGAUUUCUCACUUGAAUUAAUCUUCUAUUCCUAUUCAUACAUAAGGAUAUGUUGAAUUUUUGUGA